Diabrotica balteata is the source of this 768-nucleotide messenger RNA. Lineage: Eukaryota; Metazoa; Arthropoda; Insecta; Coleoptera; Chrysomelidae. The record is from the annotation of a GenBank genome assembly.
AUGCUGAAGAAGAAUUCAUUAUCUGGAAACGCAGUUGCAAAAAUAAUAACACAUCUUUACUUGACGAAGUCUACGUUUAGUCUGAUUUGCUUAUUGAAUGUAAAGAGUGCGGACUCAUUUAGAGCCUAUGUUGAAACCAUGCCUUGGUUGUCGAUACCAUUCCAACAGACGGCAGUAAGGGCGGAACUAGCUCAGCUCUAUGGUAUCCGGGGAAUUCCAACGUUGCUACUUUUAGACAGCAAUGGUCAUAUUAUUACAAUGGAUGCAAGGACAGAAUUAGCAGAAGAUCCAACAGCACAGUAUUUUCCCUGGAAACCAAGACCAGUAAACAUUUUGACAGAGCGGUAUUUGACAAAACUCUACGAUUAUCCUGCCAUCGUGCUUUUUGUGGAUGGAGAAGAUACUGAAGUCCAAUUCGCCGAGUCCGUUCUGCAUCCAGCAGCCGAAAACUACUACAAAACCAACAAUAUCAACUUUAACUCAGCUCAAGAAGACUUCUUUCUGAGUAUAGAAGACGAUCCCUGCAUUCAAUUCCUUAUUGGAACUGACAGCGAAUCUUCCGACAUUCUAAGAGAUAUCGUUGGUUUGGACGAUGUCGUACCUCUUUUGGUUGCAAUAGAUCUACCCAAAAAGCGACUGGCAGUUAUGGAGUACGGAGUAGAAAUUAAUAAUGAAAGUGUUGAGGAGUUUGUUAACCGAAUGUUAAAAAAUGAACUUCAAUUUGUAGAUAUUAUUGAGGAUAAGGUAGAGGCUACAAAAAAUCGUUAA